AUGGCACAUUCUGAUUUAAACAGUCACAAGGUUUUCACCAUUGUUUCCUGGGUGUUAUCGGUUUAUGGUACCCUCAGAUACCUCGUGGGACGUUCUCCUGCUGACAAGCAUAAUGGAUUCCAUGUAAAUGAUACUCCAUUCACCGCCAACAUUCUUGUUACUUUUAUCUACUGGGUGGUUUUGUUCUUGAUGCAAUUGCUGUUUGUGAGCCAGGUAUUUGUUCCUGCUGCCAACAAUGAGGGCGAUGCUCGGUUGGACUACUCGAGAAAGGUGGGAUGGCAUUUCACUCUUUUCAACGUGGGCCACUUUUUGUGGUCAAUUUUGUUUGCUCGCAAGCAUUUUGUGUGGAGUGAAAUCGUAUUGAUCCUCAACUUUUUCAACAUCUUGUCAUUGUAUGCCACUCACAAAACUUAUUCGAUCAAGCCAUUGAAGGUUUGGGCAUUGAUCCAUCUUCCAACCGCAGCACUCCCCUUCUCGUGGUUGUUGCUCGCAAUCUUCUGGAACGGAGCAGUUAUGUUCCACGUCCACAAGUUUGUGGGCCGUGUGGUGAGCAAUGUGCUUAUUUGGGACUUUUUGCUUGCUCCCGGCUUGUUGUUGGUGGCCUAUAACGAUUGGGGUGUCGGAUUCAGUUCUGCCGCACUCAUGUUUGGGUUGGGUUUGGGCCAAUUUUUCACCAAGGUUUUCGCUUUGCAAUGGAUUUUCGCCUUUGUGAUUGCCGGCGUGUUGUUUGUGUUGAGUGCAAUUGCUGCCAUCACCGGCUCAUUGGGCACCUCCAGAGCCGUUGUUGACGAAGAAGCCCCCUUGUUGACAUGA
This is a messenger RNA of Meyerozyma guilliermondii ATCC 6260, 813 nucleotides long. RefSeq lists its product as uncharacterized. NCBI's taxonomy places the organism in Eukaryota, Fungi, Ascomycota, Pichiomycetes, Serinales, Debaryomycetaceae. The transcript has a single exon. Bases 1 to 813 code for a protein of 270 amino acids. The record is from RefSeq and is a predicted model, not a curated record.